Messenger RNA from Plasmodium relictum, 1089 nucleotides. RefSeq names its product conserved Plasmodium protein, unknown function. NCBI's taxonomy places the organism in Eukaryota, Apicomplexa, Aconoidasida, Haemosporida, Plasmodiidae. The record is from RefSeq and is a predicted model, not a curated record. The coding region runs from base 1 to 1089 and encodes 362 amino acids. The transcript has a single exon.
AUGAUAAUUGAAGAAGAAGAAAAGAAAAAUAUUGCAAAUGUAGAAAAUGAAACAUUAUCAUGUAGAAAUAUGAUAAAUGAAACUUUGUUAAAUGAUAAUUUGGAUAAAUUAAAGGAAAAUAAUGAUAAUGUUCAAAAAUGUUUUGAAUCUUUAAAUAAUACAAUUGAGAAUAUGAAUAUUCACAUUAAUAGUAUAUUAAAAGACAAUGAAGAAAAAUACAUACUAGCAUUUAAUACAUAUAUGUAUGAUGUUCAAAAAGAAAUCAGAAUUUUAAAAAAAAUUUUAAAAGAAGAAAGAAUAAAAGAAUUAAAAGAUGAGAAGAUGAAAAAAUUGCAGAAAGAAUUAAAAUGGUAUAUAAAUGAAUGCUUAAGAUUAGAUAAAAUUUCCCAAUACUUAAAAAAGGAAGCUGAAAAAUGGAAAAGAAAUAGUGAACUCAUGAAAAAUCAUAUGUUGUUUUUAGAAAAAAAAUUAUCAAAAACAUUUGAAAAAGUUAUUGAAAAACAGUAUAUAAAAAAGGAAGAAGAAAAAAAAACAAUAGAAUAUAAAAGUAAAGAUAAUAAAAAAGAUAUAUCCAAUGAAAAAAAAGAUGUAGAAAAAAUAGAAAAAGAAGAUGAAAAAAAAGUUGAAAAUAAAUUAAAAGAUAAAGAAAAAAAGGACAAUCUUUAUAAUAAAAUGAAUUUAAAAAUAAAUGACUUAGAAAAAAAAUUAAAAAAACAAAUAAAUAUAAAUUCUAGUUUACAAGAAAGACUUACAAAACAUUAUAUUGAAAAAUCUAAAUAUGAAAAAUUGUUCAUUGAUUGUUCUAAACAAAUUAAAAAAGAUAUAGAGAAACAAAAGAUGAUUAAUGAUAAAGAGAGAUAUAUAGAAAAAAAUUUCUCGUUAUUAUUAAAUGAAUCUGAAUUAAGUUAUUUUACUAAAGAAGAUAAAAAAAAAUUAUUAAUAACAUUUUUUUCUUCAACUGAUUUAAUUGAACAUAUGAAAAAUAACAUUUUUAAUAAAGAAAAAAUGUCAUUUGAUAUUAAUAAUAAAAAUAGUUAUACAAGAAUAAAUUAUCAGAGAAAAUCUGAUAUUUCACCUUUUAUUUUGUAA